Messenger RNA from Lolium perenne, 871 nucleotides. Its product is annotated as 3'-5' exonuclease-like. The record is from RefSeq and is a predicted model, not a curated record. Gene Ontology annotation, cellular component: cytoplasm; nucleus. Gene Ontology annotation, molecular function: nucleic acid binding; 3'-5' exonuclease activity. Gene Ontology annotation, biological process: nucleobase-containing compound metabolic process. NCBI's taxonomy places the organism in Eukaryota, Viridiplantae, Streptophyta, Magnoliopsida, Poales, Poaceae.
CCAAACCAGACAAGUUCGAGUUUCAAAUAAAUAAAUAAACGACAAGUUCGAAGACGAUCGAAGAUGUCGACUAGAAUCGUCAAGGACUUCGGCAACGGCCACUACAUCGUGGCGUUCGGCGAGGACCGCGUCUACACCACCCUGACGUCCUCCGGCGACGUCGUCACCGGGUGGCUGGACCUGAUCUACCGCAUCCACCGCCGCCGCCUCGACACGCUCGUCGUGGGCCUCGACGUCGAGUGGCGCCCCGCCCAGUCCCGCGGCGCCGCGCCGGGCCCCGUCGCGCUGCUGCAGAUCUGCGUCGGCCGCCGCUGCCUCGUCUUCCAGAUCCUCCGCGCCGACUACGUCCCGGACUCGCUGUUCGACUUCUUCGCCGACGAGCGCCUCACCUUCGUCGGCGUCGGGGUCGGCGCCGACGCGCAGAAGCUCAGCGCCCACUACGGGCUGGAGGUGGCCAACACGGUGGACCUGCGCUACUUCGCCGCCGACGUGCUGGGGAAGCCGGCGCUGCGGAGGGCCGGGCUGCAGGGCGUCGUGUGGCAGGUGAUGGGCGUGUGGCCGGAGAAGCCGCACCACGUGCAGGUCAGCGCCUGGGACGCGCAGCGGCUGACGCUGGAGCAGCUGCAGUACGCCUGUGCCGACGCCUUCAUGUCCUUCGAGGUCGGCCGGAGGCUCUACGACGGCGUCUACUAGCUAGGGUGCCAUGCCAUCUGCUUAAUCAUUCCACGUCUCUAGUAUUAGUCGUUACUACUAGUAGGUGUGCUAAUUUUUUUGCUUCGCAUCUGUGAUGAACACUGUCCAGUGCAGUAUGGUGACGUAGAGUUUGUACGUAUCCGGUUGAUACAUGCAUUAUGCACUAGUGCAGUCGCGC